AUGCCUGGCGCAAGUUUCGAGAAAUCCGUCAAGGGAGCGACAAAGACUAAAAAUGCCGCCCCGAAAUCUAAGUACAUCGAGCAUAUCCUGACCGCAACAUACAGCGAGGCCGGCGUCGCCGAGAUCUUCCGCACGCUUCAGUAUCGCAUCCGUGAGUCAACAUGGACCAUCGUAUACAAGGCCCUUAUCGUAGUGCACAUGAUGAUCCGCGAAGGGUCCGCCGGCGCUGCGUUGAAAUUUCUAGCGCAGAAUCCGAGAGUACUGACUGUCACGAGUAUAUCUGAAGUCCAGGCGCAGGGAUUUAAUAUAUGGAAAUACUCCGAGUAUCUCGUUUCGCGUGCGACUGCCUUUGGGGAGACAAAGACGGAUUUCGUCCGCGGGGGCCAGGGACGAUUAAAGCGGCUUACUGUGAGCAAGGGCUUGUUGAGGGAGACGGAGAUUGUACAGAAGCAGAUCCAUACGCUGGUGAAAUGUAAUCUCCUAAUGGACGAGCCAGAGAACGAGAUCAGUCUGACGGCAUUCCGGUUGCUGACGUUAGAUCUCUUGUCACUUUACUCUGUGAUGAAUGAGGGAACAAUUAAUAUUCUAGAAAAUUACUUUGAAAUGUCACGACCGGAUACCGAGCGAGCUUUAAAGAUAUACAAACGAUUCAGCGUGCAGACCGAAGAAGUGGUGAAGUUUUUGCGUAUCGCGCGGCAGUUUGAAAACGCCACACGCCUGGCGAUACCGAAUCUGAAGCAUGCGUCCACCGACUUGGCCAAGCUCCUCGAAGAUGACCUCAAUGAUCCCGAUUUCGACCAGCGCCGGCGCGAGUAUCGUGCGCAAAAGUUUGGAACAGCCGGUGAGGAGAAGGACAAGGGAGCCGGGAGAAGUCGAGCAGUUUCAGCGCCGCAGAAAUCAAAACCGGCGCCCAUUGCAUCACAAACUGCACCACAAACUGCACCAAAACUGGAAGUGAAAACCACAGGGCCUAAUCUAAUUGAUCUCUUCGACUCCACCGACCAACCUCAACAGCAGCGACCGUCCAUGCCGCAGCAAGCCCCUCAACAACAGCAAUUCAACCCUCUAGCUAUGCAGUUCCAGCAGCAGCCACAAAACAUGCAGCCACAGCAAUUCCAACAGGCGGGCUUCCAGCAACAGCAAACCGGGUUUAGCCCGCAACAAAAUAACUUCUUGCAGUCACAGCAAUUCGCGCAGAUUCCAACAGGCCUUGGUCAGCAGCAGCAGCAGCAAGCGGGUUUUGGCGGCCAAUUCGGACAAUUGACUUCCAACCCCUUUGGCCAGAUACAGUCACAGCCUCAACAUCAGCCACAACUACAGGCUCUCCAACCAGCGCAGACAGGCGCCGAAUUCGGCGGCUACACCUCGCAAGUACAAUCGCACACCUUCCAAACAACUCUCCCCAGCAUCCCGCAAAACGGGAUGGCCUCUUUCCAGCAGCAGCCCAUGCUUACCGGCGGCGGACGGCCAAACAACCCCUUCCGCCAAUCCAUGCUCCCGCAACCCUCAUCAGACACCACCAACUUCUCCUUGCAAUCCACGCUAAGCCCUAUAACCUCCUCCCCCUCGAGCCUCUCCACAACUACUCUAUCCCGUCAAUCCACAAACCCCUUCGCCAAACGUCUAACAAUGCAAUCCCCGCAAUUCACAAACGGCUCCCAAUCCCCAUCAUCUCCAUCCCCCUUUACCUCACAGCCACCCACGCAACCCCUCCCCCAACUCCCAUCCCAACAACAGCAUCAACAACAACCGACCGCACCUCCCCUCCAACCACAACGAACAGGCACAAACCCUUUCGCCCGCCCCCAAACAGCACCUGGCCUCCGACCGCAAGCCCAAACCCAAACUCCAAUGCCCGGCGCGACACUUGCCCCCCUCCGCCCCAACCCGACCGGCAGCACGAACCCGUUCCGCCAAAGCGCGUUUAUCAAUCAGCAGACGGGCCAGGGGUGGCAGAUGAAUCAGCAGGGGACGAUGGGGGGACUGGAGAAUUUGGAGACGACGCCGGUGUUUCCGCGGCCGGGACAGCCGAUUGCCUAG
Molecule: messenger RNA, 2040 nt
Organism: Histoplasma capsulatum G186AR
Lineage: Eukaryota; Fungi; Ascomycota; Eurotiomycetes; Onygenales; Ajellomycetaceae
Product: ENTH domain-containing protein
Exons: 5
Coding region: 1-2040 (679 amino acids)
Biological process (GO): vesicle budding from membrane; clathrin coat assembly; clathrin-dependent endocytosis
Cellular component (GO): clathrin-coated pit; clathrin-coated vesicle
Molecular function (GO): clathrin heavy chain binding; SNARE binding; 1-phosphatidylinositol binding
Source: RefSeq, a predicted model, not a curated record